AGGUUCUGCCUCCAGGCAGAAGGUGCCAGUCCACAGCAGGCCUUUCUGAUUGCCAUUUCUUUUCUUUGCCCCGACUGGCCAGGCUCUGCUGCAAAACUGGCCUGCUACUUCACUAACUGGGUCCAGUACAGAGAGGGGGCUGCUUGCUUCUUACCCAGGGAUGUGGACCCCAGUCUGCGCACCCACCUCAUCCGUGCCUUUGCUGGCAUGGACAGUCACCAACUCAGCUCCAUAGAAUGGGAUGAAGAGACACUCUACAAGGAAUUCCAUGGCUUGUAGAAGAUUAAUUCCAAGAUGAAGACGCUGUUGGCCACUGGGGGCUGGAGCUUUGGCAUUCAGAAGACAGACAUGGUACCUACAGUCAACAACUGACAGACCUUUGUCAACUCAGCCAUCAGGUUUCUGCACAAAUAUGACUUUGAUGGCCUUGACCUUGACUGGGAGUACCCAGGAAGCUGAGGGAGCCCUGCUCAGCACUUCACUGCCCUGGUGCAGGACCUGGUCAAUGCCUUUCAGCAGGAAGCCCAGACCUCAAGAAAGGCAUGCCUUCUGCUAAGCUCAGCCAUCCCAGCAGGAUGACCCUACAAAGAAGCUGGAUAUAAUGAGGUGGACAAAAUUGCUCUGAACCCGGAUUUCUGCAGCCUGAUGGCCUAUGACUUCCAUGGCUCUUGGGAGAAGACUACAGGGCAUGACAGCUCCCUCUGUAAGAGGCAGGGAGCGUGUGGCAUCAUGGACAGACUCAAGGUUGAAGAGGCACUAAGGGGCUUCUUGAUGAAGGGCAGACCUGAAUCCAGACUGGUGGUGGCUAUGCCCGCCUAUGGACGAUCCUUUACCCUGGCCUCCUUGUUGGACACCACAGUGAGGGCUCAAGCCAUGGCGCAUGGAAUUCCUGGCCCCCUCACCAAAGACGGAGGGAACCAAAGACUGCUAGCUUACUAUGAAGUCUUCUCUGGGAAGGGUGUUGCUGAGCACAGAAUCAAGGACCAGAAGGUGCCCUAUGUCUUUCGGGGCAUGUGGGUAGGUUUUGGUGAUGUGGAGAGCUUCAAAACUAAGCUCAGCUUUCUGAAACAGAGAGCACCAGGGGCCAUGGUUUGGACACUGGACACAGAUGAUUUUGCUGGCUUCUUCUGUAACCAGAGUUGGUAUCCCCUCAUCAAGACAUUGCGGUUGGAGUUGAGUCUUCCAUAUAUGCCUUUAGACCUCCCCCCAGAACCUGAUGUUUCUGCACCACCCCAGCCCUCUGAACCUGAGCAUGGUUCCAGCCUUGGACAAGACGCUUCAUGCCAGGGCAAAGCUGAUGGGCUUCACCCCAACCCUCUGGAGCGGUCCAGUUACUACAGUUGUACAGGGGGGUUGUUCCAGCAAAGCAGCCCGAGGAGCCUGGUAUUCAGCUCCUCUUGCAAACUCUGCACCUGGAGUUGA
Molecule: messenger RNA, 1422 nt
Organism: Bubalus bubalis (water buffalo)
Lineage: Eukaryota; Metazoa; Chordata; Mammalia; Artiodactyla; Bovidae
Gene: CHIT1
Product: chitinase 1
Biological process (GO): chitin catabolic process; carbohydrate metabolic process
Cellular component (GO): extracellular region
Molecular function (GO): chitinase activity; chitin binding
Source: RefSeq, a predicted model, not a curated record